This is a messenger RNA of Heteronotia binoei (common prickly gecko), 464 nucleotides long. RefSeq names its product 14 kDa phosphohistidine phosphatase-like. Gene Ontology annotation, cellular component: cytosol. The transcript has a single exon. NCBI's taxonomy places the organism in Eukaryota, Metazoa, Chordata, Lepidosauria, Squamata, Gekkonidae. Bases 2 to 361 code for a protein of 119 amino acids. Gene Ontology annotation, molecular function: protein histidine phosphatase activity. Gene Ontology annotation, biological process: peptidyl-histidine dephosphorylation. The record is from RefSeq and is a predicted model, not a curated record.
UAUGGCAGUGACCGCACAGCUAAGCUCGGUGCCCGAAGUGGAGAGAGACCCAGACGGCACCUUCAAGUACAUUUUCGUGCGAGCGCAGCACAGCGCUGACAAGUACCGCAAUAUUGUCAGGGACGCCGCUGCCAAGUUACACAAUCACAUAUUUGAAAAAGUAAAUCCUGAAAUGGAGAAACUAGGUUUUGUAUGCAAGUGCCUUGGAGGAGAAAAAAUUGAGCAUAAUAGUAAAGAAAAGAAAAUCCAUGUAUUUGGUCUUUCUACAUGUUAUGGAAAAGCUGAUCAUGCUAUGUCAGUGGAACUACUGAAGAGAACCUAUAGGGACUAUGAAAGUAGUUGGUCAGAUGACGAGAAGUGAAUUGCUGCUGCUGUGUAUUUUGAACUAUGAAGUCAGUCCUUUUUCUUUUCAGGAUAGUGUGGACUUGCAUCACAAAAUACAGCCAAGUGAAUUUUGUUUUUGC